AUGGAGGUGGAGCACCGGCUGGACAAAGCCUUUCAAGUACUCUGGGAGAAGCUUGAGGCCCUCCUGUUCCCAUCACCUCCGGAGAAAGAGCCUGAAACACGACCGCGCACUCACCCAAGCAGGUUGAAACGGAAGCCUGCACAGACAUCCCAGGCACCAAACCGCCGGGUAGAACGAAACCAGCUGAGACAACAGGCAAGCAAAAUGGAGGCACAAGCAUCCACUGAUGACUCCCAAAGCCGGGGGAACAAGCUUUUACAAAAGAGCAUGCAGCUCAAACGAAAGCAUGGGACUACUCACCAACCGAGAACUGUGAGACCGGGACAGUGCCGAUAUCAGCGACAACCCUAG
Pelobates cultripes (western spadefoot toad) is the source of this 351-nucleotide messenger RNA. NCBI's taxonomy places the organism in Eukaryota, Metazoa, Chordata, Amphibia, Anura, Pelobatidae. The record is from the annotation of a GenBank genome assembly.